AUGACGGCCACAUUUCCUUACACGCUCAUCGCGUGUCCUUGCACCUCAUUCACGUCGCCUUCGACCAUCAACCCAUCAUCCGUUGAGGACCCCGACGAUGACACAACCUUCAAUCCUCACCACAUUCGCGCCAAUUUCUCACUAUACCCUUAUGAGCAAUUGCUCUAUUGUGACGAAUGCCACCAAAUCAGAUGUCCAAGAUGCUGGACUGAGGAAAUCCUGAACUGGUUCUGUCCGAGCUGUCUUUUUGAAGUUCCUAGUAGUGUGGUCAAAAGCGAUGGUAACAGGUGUACGCGUAACUGCUACAGUUGUCCAACUUGCACCUCUCCACUGUCAAUCAACGGUCUAGAUUCUUCAACAAAGGACCAUCUGGCUCCUCCGGACGCUAAUCAGCCGACUGGCCCCUUCUUCUUGUCGUGCCCCUAUUGUGAAUGGUCAUCGUUAGAUGUUGGUAUUCAAUUCAACAAGCCCACCAAAAUCACCGAUCAGCUGGUCAGGAUGCGCUCAGGAAACCGUUCUCCCUCACCAGGCAGAUCCAGAUCUACUAGGACUAGUCUUGCACCUACAGAUGAGCUAUCUUCAACAGAGCCACAUUCAACUCCUCCCUCCUCUCAACCAUCGCAGGAUAGGUUUGCAACCUUGAGCCGCUUCUACAAAGAUCAAAUGGCAGAUGCCUCUAGUGCUGGUCCGACAGGAUACUCGGACAAUAGCAACUUCAACUCUCCCAACAGUCUAGCGCGUAUCAUGAGUAUCUAUGGUGGUCUGUCUCACGCCGCCCUGAAGAAAGCACGCGAAAGACCCCAGCCCAUGCGUGAGGCUCUGGAUGCGGCGGAGGGCCUUGAAUUGCUAUCUCACUCGGAUGAUGCUGAAGCAACAGUGAUUGACAAGCUCCGCACUGAGGGCUACGAGGGAACAACAACCUUGACGCAGAGAGUCAGUCAUCCUUACAACCACCGUGUACGCUUCACCGACCAUCUUUGGCCCACUGCCACACUUCUACGGACACGUCGCAGUAAGCGUUGCCGCACUUGUCGACAUAUCAUCGCUCGUCCAGAACCCAAGAUGGGAAACACGCGCUACAAGAUUCGUUUACUGGCACAAAACAACAUUCCACGCUUGGCUUUACGUCUUCUCUCACCCACAGCUUCGUCAGCUCCUGCAUCCUCAUUCGCACUUACACCCGCAGCGCUGCAAGCCCAGCACAACACAGAGUAUGAGAAGUUGAGACCAGGAUUGCCUGUGCAGUUCCUACUCACACUAACAAACCCGCUAUUCGAGCCUGUAAGAAUUACAUUGGCGACACCUGCUACGACACCUGGCAACGUAGCAUCUCGCGUCACGGUCCUCUGCCCGACGUUUCCCAUAGGUGCUGCGAGCGACAUGUGGGAUCCAGAUGCCAUUUCCAGUGGCACGGCAAAGGAUCAAUCUACAGAAGACAGACAGCCAGAGGCAGGAAAAGUGUGGGAAAGGGGUCGCAAUUGGACCACGGUGGUUGUAGAGGUGGUGCCUGGUAGACUUGACAAAAAAGCAGGAAGCACGACAGAGAGCACGACUGGGGACGAGAGCAAGGGCGCAGAUGAUGAUAUGCUCGAGAUUCCUGUUUUCAUACGUGUGGAGUGGGAAGCAGAAGUCACGGCUGAAGACGCUGCAGCAACAGGAGCAGCCAAAGGCACCAAGGAGAGCAGAGAGAUUGCCUUUUGGAGUGUUUUGGGUGCGGGCAGGAUCACUGAGCUCUAG
This is a messenger RNA of Aureobasidium namibiae CBS 147.97, 1737 nucleotides long. RefSeq lists its product as uncharacterized. Gene Ontology annotation, cellular component: dynactin complex. The coding region runs from base 1 to 1737 and encodes 578 amino acids. NCBI's taxonomy places the organism in Eukaryota, Fungi, Ascomycota, Dothideomycetes, Dothideales, Saccotheciaceae. The record is from RefSeq and is a predicted model, not a curated record. The transcript has 2 exons.